CAGCGCUUCUGUCAACAAAGGCAGUGCGGAAGGUCGGGGUUGCUUGUGAAGGAACGUCGCUUGUCAGUUGUGAUGUAAACAUUCGAGCUGUUUGUUGGAAUCACAACGGAAUAAAAGCACAGUCGGAGGUGGUUGGAGUCUCUUCUGAGCUAAGGAUGCCGUUCUUGGGACAGGAUUGGCGCUCCCCGGGAGGGUGUUGGGUGAAAUCCGAGGAAGGGUGGAAACGCUCGCAGUUUUACCGGGAAGUGGAUAGUCACGGGGAAAAGCAGGUGUGCACACGAUUGCAAGAACAGCUCAAUGGAAAUAACAUUGUUGAAGACUGUGAGGUAGUAGCAAAAAAGAGGAAGAAGGAUCAUUUUAAUAUCAACACACAAAACUUCUAUAAGGAAAAGUGGAUCUACAUUCAUAAAGGAAGUACUAGAGAAAGACAUGGUUACUGUACACUGGGAGAAGCUUUUAACCGUUUAGAUUUUUCAAGUGCAAUUCAAGACAUGAGAAGGUUCAACUACAUUGUUAAACUUCUGCAGCUUGUGGCAAACUCACAGCUAACCUCUUUGAGUGGAGUUGCACAGAAGAAUUACUUCAAUAUUUUGGAAAAGAUUGUUCGGAAAGUGAUUGAGGACCAACAGAAUCCUCGACUUAUCAAAAAUCUUCUGCAGGAUCUGGCUUCUGCUCUCUGUAUCCUAAUCCGUGAAGUGGGAAGGUGUGUCCUAGUUGGGAACAUUAAUAUCUGGGUUUACCGCUUGGAAACCAUCCUGAAUUGGCAACAUCAGCUAAAUAAUCUGAAGAUUACCAGGAGAAUAUGUAGUGGUGUGACACUGAGUGACCUUCCACUUCACAUGCAGAGAAGCAUUCUGCACAGGUUUUCUGAUGGCCUGGACAUUAUCAGUUUGGGACAGGUGACUUCCACUUUGCAUAUGCUUAGUGAAGAUAGAUAUCUGUGGAAAAAACUUUGCCAGUACCAUUUUCCGGAAAAGCAGUUUUGUAGACACUUGAUUUUGACCGAGAACGGUUGUGUUGAUUGGAAGCUGAUGUAUUUCACACUUCAGAAGUACUGUCCGAAAAAGGAGCAAUAUGGAGAUGCCCUUCAAUUCUGUCGCCAUUGCAGUAUUUUGUUCUGGAAGGACUACUGCCUUGCUUUACUAUUCAAGGAUACAGGCCAUCCCUGUACAGCCAACAAUCCUGAAAGUUGCUGUACACCAGUGUCGCCUCAGCACUUCAUAGAUCUCUUUAAGUUUUAAGUGGAACUACUGAUGCUUUAAGGCUUUUAUGUUCGAUAGCCUUGAUCAUUUCUCAUACGAGAGCAACCAAUUUGCUUCCUUUUCUUCUGCAAUAUGUUUUUCAUUAAUUUUUUUAAUAUCCAUAUACUACCAAAAUUAAAUGAAACUAAUGUAGGACAUUUCCAAUAUCUGCAUGUUUUGAUUCCUGAUUUGCAUUAAUAAAGUUAGAAUUCAUUUUCAACAUUUUUGUGCACAAUUAUCAUAUUUCAGGCUAAAUGUAAAAGCGAAACAUUGUUUUAGCUAUUUUUAGCAAAAACAAAUACAUGCUAUCAUUUUCACCCACAGCACACCUUUUGGAUAAAGCAUUGGACCCUAAACAGCAUUUUUGUAUGAAUAAUAUUUUUUUAAGUUGCAGUUGUAUGAGUAAAACUGUUCCUGCUUAUGAUUCAUUGUGUAUUUAAUAUAUUUUUUAAAAAGUAUAAUGUAAUGAAGUGCAUUAUUUUGUUAUGUCACUCCUGCUGCUUGUAAUUUUGCAGAUUUUGGUGAUCCAAGUACAACAUUGUAACACGUUUGA
Messenger RNA from Mobula hypostoma (lesser devil ray), 1794 nucleotides. RefSeq names its product F-box protein 25 (gene fbxo25). The transcript has 10 exons. Gene Ontology annotation, cellular component: nucleus; cytoplasm; SCF ubiquitin ligase complex. NCBI's taxonomy places the organism in Eukaryota, Metazoa, Chordata, Chondrichthyes, Myliobatiformes, Myliobatidae. Gene Ontology annotation, molecular function: protein binding. The record is from RefSeq and is a predicted model, not a curated record. Bases 156 to 1241 code for a protein of 361 amino acids. Gene Ontology annotation, biological process: protein ubiquitination.